AUAGUGUCCCGUGGGUUAGGGAACAGUGCCCUCUCUCCAUCGGACCUACCCGUCGCACCUUUCCUAGACCCGACCGGACCGGUCCGGUUCGAUUCCUCCUCUCUUUCUAUAUAUAACCCCUCAACCCAAUUCUUCAAGUUCAUCCAUACCCACAUACUACACACUUCUCUCUCAAGAACCAUCUCUCUCUCUCUCUUUUAUCGGAAAUGAAGGUGACGGGCUCGAGCGUGGGAGGGUCGAAGAGGAAAAUGUGGAGCCGUGGAGUAAGUGGAGUCAUAAGAGAGCAAAGGUCGAAGCUUUACAUCAUAAGAAGAUGCGUGGUGAUGCUUAUUUGUUGGCAUGAUUGAUCAUCCAUCGUCAUUAUCAUGAUCACCAAACUCGUAUGAUGAUGCAACAAGAUCAUCAUGACUAAGCAUCAUAUAUAUAUAUAUAUAUACAUAUAUUCUUUUAUCGUGUUUAACUAUACAUACUUGGGAAGAUGGGGUUGUGGAGCGUCAUAUAUAUAUAAUUUUGUAGUUUUUUUUUUCAACCCCGGUGAAGGGUUUUGAAGAUAUGUAAAUUAGUAGUUGAUUAGCUAUCUAUUCAUAUAUUAAUACUCUGUUU
Messenger RNA from Tarenaya hassleriana, 603 nucleotides. RefSeq lists its product as uncharacterized. The record is from RefSeq and is a predicted model, not a curated record. NCBI's taxonomy places the organism in Eukaryota, Viridiplantae, Streptophyta, Magnoliopsida, Brassicales, Cleomaceae. The coding region runs from base 207 to 347 and encodes 46 amino acids. The transcript has a single exon. Gene Ontology annotation, biological process: negative regulation of cell population proliferation.